Armigeres subalbatus is the source of this 1104-nucleotide messenger RNA. RefSeq lists its product as uncharacterized. The record is from RefSeq and is a predicted model, not a curated record. The coding region runs from base 1 to 1104 and encodes 367 amino acids. Lineage: Eukaryota; Metazoa; Arthropoda; Insecta; Diptera; Culicidae. The transcript has 2 exons.
AUGAAUCAAAAUGCUAGUAAUAAAGAAAUGUGGAAUGAUCGUAGCGAAAUCUACGACUACGACGCAUCGCAUACUCGGCAAACUCCACCCCUGUUCCAGCCCUGUUCUGUCCUGUUCAAACCUGUUCCACCAGCUGUUCCCAACUCCUGUCUGCUUCCCUGUUCACUGUUCCUGUUCCACCCACCUGUUCCUGUUCCCCCACCUGUUCAGCUGUUCUGUUCCACCAGCUGUUCACCAGCCCUGCUCACCCUGUUCAUGUUCCUGUUCUGUUCACCAUGCUGUUCCACACUCCCUGUUCCUGUUCCUCCACAGCUGAAAUUCCCUGUUCCCACCUCUGUUACCCCUGUUCCAGCCCUGUUCUCAGCCCCCACCUCCACACCAGCUCCCCAGUUCCAGCUCCCACUCCACCUGUUCCUCCCAGUCCUGUUCAGCCCUGUUCCACCCCACCUGCUCCCUCCCACCCCAGGCUCACAGGCUGUCCCUGCCCCCAGCUCCCCCCCUGUUCAGCCUGUUCCACCCCUGUUCCCCAGCCCAGCCCCCACCCCACUCCCUGUUCCAGUUCCACCCCAGCUCCACCACCAGCUGUUCCACCCCUGUUCCUGUUCCUGUUCCCACCCCUGUUCCCACUGCUUGACUCUGUUCCCAACCCCCUGUUCCCACCUGUUCCUCCACUCCACCCCAGCCCCAGCUGUUCCACCCCUGUUCCACCUCCCAGCUCCCUGUCUGUCCCUGUUCCCCACCCCACCUGCACCCCUGUUCCCCAACUCCCUGUUCCCCAGCUCCACCCCGUCUGUUCCCCAGCCCACCUCUGUUCUGUUCCAGCAGUCUGUUCCCAGUUCCCAGCCUGUUCCCAGCUCCAGCUCCUGUAGCUUCCUGUUCACUCCUGCUCCCAGCCCUGCAGCCUGUCUCCUGCCCCAGUUCCCAGCCUCCCAGCCCACAGCUGUUCCAGCAGCCCCAGCUCAGCUCUGUUCCACCUGUUCCACCCCCAGCCCUGUUCCCCACCUGUUCCUGCCCCACCCCAGCUGUUCCCAUGCUGUCCACCUUCUGUUCCUGUUCCCCACCCCACCCUGUUCUGUUCCCCACCAGCCCAGCACUGUUAGCUAG